Molecule: messenger RNA, 5237 nt
Organism: Manis javanica (Malayan pangolin)
Lineage: Eukaryota; Metazoa; Chordata; Mammalia; Pholidota; Manidae
Gene: TFRC
Product: transferrin receptor
Biological process (GO): transferrin transport; intracellular iron ion homeostasis
Cellular component (GO): external side of plasma membrane
Molecular function (GO): transferrin receptor activity
Source: RefSeq, a predicted model, not a curated record
UUGGUGUUACUGCUGAAAAGGACAGAGCCGCCCUGGACUAGGCUAUGAGCGUGUCCUGGGCAUUUGGGUGGGGAUCCGUAGGCAGUGCAUUUGAACUCUGGAACAACCUGAUCUUUCAACGCCUCCUGGCCUUGUUAAUAGGCUCUAACGUGUGGCAGCUCAGAAUGAUGGAUCAAGCCAGAUCAGCAUUCUCUAGCUUGUUUGGCGGAGAACCAUUGUCAUAUACCCGUUUUAGUCUGGCUCGGCAAGUAGGUGGCGAGAAUAGUCACGUGGAGAUGAAACUAGCUGUAGAUGAAGAAGAAAAUGUUGACAAUAACAUGGGUAAUUGUUCCAGUGUCACAAAACCUAAAAGGCUUAAUGGAUUUAUCUGCUAUGGGACUAUUGCUGUAAUCAUCUUUUUCUUGAUUGGAUUUAUGAUUGGCUACUUGGGCUAUUGUAAACGUGUAGAACCAAAAACUGAAUGUGAGAGAACAGAGUCUCUGGGGAUAGAUGAAACAGAAGAACCUUCUGAAACGGAAGAUUAUAUCCCUGAAACACCUCGUUUAUUUUGGGUGGAUCUCAAAACAAUGCUGUCAAAGAAACUGAGUACCACGGAGUUCACCAGUACCAUCAAGCAGCUGAAUGGAAAUUCAUAUGUCCCUCGUGAGGCUGGAUCUCAAAAGGAUGAAAGCCUUGCUUUUUUCAUUGAAAAGCAAUUCCGUGAGCUUAAACUCAGCAGAGUCUGGCAUGAUGAACAUUUUGUUAAGGUUCAGGUCAAAAGCAGCAAUGCUGAAAACUCGGUUACCAUAGUGAGUACAGGCAGUGGUGGCAUGGUAUACCUGGUGGAGAAUCCUAAGGGAUAUGUGGCGUACAGUAAGGCUACAACAGUUACAGGUAAACUGGUCCAUGCUAAUUUUGGCACUAAAAAAGACUUUGAAGAUUUAGAGUAUCCUGUGAAUGGAUCUUUAGUGAUUGUUAGAGCAGGGAAGAUCAGUUUUGCUGAAAAGGUUGCAAAUGCUGAAAGUUUAAAUGCAAUUGGUGUCUUGAUAUAUAUGGACCAGGCCAAAUUUCCCAUUGUUAAUGCAGAGCUUCCACUCUUUGGACACGCUCAUUUGGGAACAGGUGACCCUUACACACCUGGAUUCCCUUCUUUCAAUCAUACUCAGUUUCCACCAUCUCAGUCAUCAGGAUUGCCUAAUAUACCUGUCCAAACAAUUUCCAGAGCCGGUGCAGAAAAGCUGUUUUCAAAUAUGGAAGGAGACUGCCCUUCUUCUUGGAAAACAGAGUCUUCAUGUAAGCUGGUAACCUCCCAGAAUAGAAAUAUAAGGCUCACUGUAGAAAAUGUGCUGAAAGAGACAAGAAUUUUUAACAUCUUCGGAGUUAUUAAAGGUUUUGAAGAACCAGAUCGCUAUGUUAUCGUAGGGGCCCAAAGGGAUUCCUGGGGUCCUGGAGCUGCAAAGUCCAGUGUAGGAACAGCUCUUCUGUUGGAACUUGCCCGAAUAUUCUCUGAUAUGGUCUUACAAGAUGGGUUUAAGCCCAGCAGAAGCAUUGUGUUUGCCAGCUGGAGUGCUGGUGACUUCGGGGCUGUUGGUGCCACUGAAUGGCUAGAGGGCUACCUUUCCUCCUUGCAUUUGAAGGCUUUCACUUACAUUAACCUGGACAAGGCUGUUCUUGGCACCAGCAACUUCAAGGUUUCUGCCAGCCCAUUGUUGUAUUCGAUUAUUGAGAAAACGAUGCAAGAUGUGAAAAAUCCAAUUACUGGGCUGCCUCUGUGUCAGGACAGCAACUGGGUCAACAAAGUCGAGAAACUUUCUUUUGAUAAUGCUGCCUUCCCUUUCCUUGCGUAUUCUGGAAUCCCAGCAAUUUCUUUCUGCUUUUGUGAGGAGACAGAUUAUCCUUACUUGGGCACUACCAUGGAUGACUAUGGUAUGCUGAGUAAGAAAAUUCCUCAGUUAAGCGAAAUGGUGCGGACAGCAGCAGAAAUAGCGGGUCAGCUCAUGAUCAAACUUACCCAUGAUGUUGAAUUGAACCUGAACUAUGAGAUGUAUAAUGACAAAAUACUCUCAUUUGUAAGGGAUAUGAACCAAUUCAGAACAGAUAUAAAAGAGAUGGGUCUAAAUCUGCAAUGGCUAUAUUCUGCUCGUGGAGACUUUUUCCGUGCUACUUCUAGACUAACAACAGAUUAUAAGAAUACUGAGAAAACAAACAAAUUUGCCAUGAGAGAAAUCAAUGACCGUAUCAUGAAAGUGGAAUAUCACUUUCUCUCACCCUAUGUAUCUCCAAGAGAUUCUCCUUUCCGGCAUAUCUUCUGGGGCUCUGGCUCUCACACUCUGUCAGCUUUGCUAGAGCAUUUGAAGCUGCAUCAGAAAAAUAACAGUGCUUUUAAUGAAACACUGUUGAGAAACCAGUUGGCUUUAGCAACUUGGACUAUUCAGGGAGCUGCAAAUGCCCUCUCUGGUGACAUUUGGGACAUUGACAAUGAGUUUUAAAUGUGAUACACAUAACAAGAAUAUCAAGGGUAGUGUUCUAGGUUUCUAGAAUUGUACUCAUUUUGCUAAAUUUUCAGUAGGGCCACAAAACCUAAUAUUGUUACAAUUCUACCCGAUCAUCUUGGUGUACUACUAGAUGUCUUAGGCAGCAACUUUUAAUACAGGAUGGUAGGUAUCUGCACUUCAAGUUAAACCACGUAAAAAUGUUCAUGAUAGGAUAUUUUCCCUGAUUAUCUAGGAUUUUAAGUGCUUUGUAAUGGUAACUGCCUCUUUCUUGUUAACAGUCAUGAAAAAGUCAGAACCAGUAAUGUGAACUAUGGCCCUAAAUCCUAGGACAUGAACUGGUGUCUGAAUGGGAGGAGUGGGCGUAACUGCUGAAAGUUAAAAUUGUAGCUUAGUAACGAUCCUCCAUCUUCAUUUGAUGCUGGAUAGCAUAUAACAGGUUGUAGAGCUUUGAUUUUCCAAAUGGAAUUUAUUCGCUUAAGGAUUUAACUGAUUUCCACAUCCGUGAAUGAAACAGUUAACUUUAAGAAGGGAUGGGAAUUGUCUUCCUGCCAGUGAGGUCUGAAAUAGAGGGCCUUCAUUCAGUGGAUAAAAGGAAGUUCAACUGUUCAUCACAGGAGUAAGACCUUAAUGUGUUGACUUCAAGAUUCUUUAUGAAAAGAGGAGAGCAGAAGCCAAAGACCUAGUAUAUUUUCCUUUAUCAUCCCCUGCCCCAUGAGAUUUUAUUUAGUUUUUUUCCCCCAGUAUUUUGGAAGAGAACUAGCUUUAGGUUGUUGAAUUUCAAACUCAGUUUGUCAGACUUUAAAAAACAUGCUGCCAAAUUAGCCAAAGUGUUAAUUUUUGGGAAAGCUUUCUAUCAUUUUGGCACUGAGAUAUUUAUUGUUUAUUUAUCAGUGACAGAGUUCACUAUAAAUGGUGUUUUUUUUAUAGAAGAUAAUUAUCGGAAGCAGUGCCUUCCAUAAUUAUGACAGUUAUACUGUCGUUUUUUUAAAAAUAAAAGCAGCAUCUGCUAAUAAACCCGAACAGAUACUGGAAGUUUUGCAUUUAUGGUCAACACUUGGGCGUUUUAGAAAACAGUCGCCAGCCAAAUAAGAUUAAAGCUGAGUAUUGGAGAAGAAGUAAAUUUAAUUAGAGGUUGCUAAUCAAAGUUAGGCUUACAUUUAGGCAACCAAAUAAAAGUGACAGUUCUCCUAAAUGCAGCGAAUCAUGACCAAGUCAUUAAGUUAAUGUCACUUAAAGGUGACACUGAUAAUCAUAUAUGCAAAAUUUUAUAGCUCAAUAUAUCCAAGGUAUAACUUUAAUUCAGAAUUUGCAAAAUUUCCAGUACCUUUGUCACAAGCCUAACUCAUUAUCGGGAGCAGUGUCUUCCAUAAUGUAUACAGAACAAGGUAGUUUUUGCCUACCACAGUGUCUAUAUCGGAGACCGUGAUCUCCAUGUUACACUAAGGGUGUACGUAAUUAUCGGGAACAGUGUUUCCCAUAAUUUUCUUCAUGUAGUGACAUUUUCAAAGCUUGAAGAUCGUUAGUAUCUAACAUGUAUUCCCAGCUCCCUGUAAUUCUUUUAGUUUUAGUUACAGAAAAAUUUUUUGGUCAUUAAGCAUUUGGUGGGUGAAUUCAACCACUGUAAAACAAAAUUACUUCCUUCAAGAUUCUUUGCUUUUAAACCUAAUGUAGUGUUUUAUUGUAUUUGUGGUUUCUCCGGGUCUUUUUAUCAGGAUAGUAGCAUACACUUACAAGGUUUGUUGGUGACAGAUAAAUUUAACCAUAUCCCCUUAUUUGCAUGUUAUCUCUUAUAAUUUAGUUCAUACAAGUUUUAAUCCAGAACUGACCUUUUAGCUUAAAGCAAGGGAAACUUGUAUAGGAGGUUUGGGGGGAGGGAGGAGUAUAGGGUGUGGGGAGGCAAAGCUUGCAAAAGGAUCUCUGAUCGUGUCUACCUUCUCAUUAGUAUAUGGUGAUUUUAAGUUAAAUACAGUUACUGUGAAGAAAUAGGUUUGAGGCUACAUGAGUAAGAUGUUUCUAGUCAGCCAUCGUUAUAAACCUGAUCAGUUGUUUAUUAUAAAGUUGUUCAAUAUAUCACCUAAGAAAAAGUCUAUAGGGGUCUCUAAUGAUUCUUAGUGUCACUUACCUAAAUCAAAAGAGGUCAAGAUUAUUACAUCCUCACUGAAUUGUUUUGCUACUCACAGUUCUGUUUAGUUUCAGUAUUUUAUCUUGAACUGAUACUUAGUAUAGUAAAGUGAAAAGGUCAUAGCUGGGAUCCCUAGUUUGGGUAUCAUGCUUUAUCAUACUUUAAUAAAACCUCAGUGACUUCAAGGCAUGAUGUGAGUAAUGGGCAUACAUUUUAGCAGCAGUAAAUCUCUUCUAAAAAGUUUUCUGUGGUUAGGGUUAUUUCUACUCAAAACAAGCCAGUAACUGGUAAGAGCCUUAAAUAUUCCUGAAUGAAAUGUGUAUCUGACUAGUGAAAGCCUGCUGGUCUUCAGAUUUUUUUUCUGGCUAUCGUUAUCAGGUGUAUGGUAAAGGUAAAAUACAAAAUGAGUGAGCUCUGUCGUAAUUCGCUGUUGUUGAACUUGGAUGACCUACCUAUACUGUGUUUCCUCUUUGAAUGUUCUUGAAAUGUUAUUUGGCUAAAGAUGGCUUGUUUAACUUGCCGAUCAACUGCUCAGCUAUCUUUAUAAACAAAUGAUAUGCCCUUAUAAUUGUACACAUGCUGGUAUAUAUGCAACAGUAUGGGGAUUGCUUACCUGAUUCAAUAAAAUGCUUGAACACUGA